Messenger RNA from Schizosaccharomyces osmophilus, 834 nucleotides. RefSeq names its product ribonuclease H Rnh1 (gene rnh1). Gene Ontology annotation, biological process: DNA replication, removal of RNA primer. Bases 1 to 834 code for a protein of 277 amino acids. Gene Ontology annotation, molecular function: magnesium ion binding; RNA-DNA hybrid ribonuclease activity; nucleic acid binding. The transcript has 2 exons. The record is from RefSeq and is a predicted model, not a curated record. NCBI's taxonomy places the organism in Eukaryota, Fungi, Ascomycota, Schizosaccharomycetes, Schizosaccharomycetales, Schizosaccharomycetaceae.
AUGGGGAAAAGUAGGGCAGAACCCGCUUACUACGCGGUGGCUCGUGGACGUAAAACUGGAAUUUUCAACUCAUGGAGUGAUACCGUUCCCAAUGUUUCUGGAUAUGCCAACAGUCGUUACAAAAAGUUUAAAACAUACGACGAAGCCAAAGCAUUUUGUGAAUCAGGAGGUAACUAUAGCGGCCCAUCCAAUUCUUCUUUGACCCAAUCGUCACAUUCUAAGUCUAGCAAGAGCCCAGCCUUGUAUGCUCCUUAUUCUUAUAAUCAAAAGUCUUCUUCUCUCACUAGAAGCGGCGCAUCCUCAAAGAACGAAUCUUCUACCAAAUGUCUUUCUUUGGAAAAUCCAUCUUCUCGUCCAAAUAUUUCUGUUCCUGCUAUCUAUCACAAACGAGCAGGCGUCUCCAAUCCUGAAAUCGUUUACACUGAUGGAUCGAGUUUAGGAAACGGAAAACAUGGUGCUGCCGCUGGCUAUGGUGUAUACUUUGGACCCGGAGACCCAAGGAAUCAUUCUGAACGACUUCUCGCAGGUGAGCAAACAAACAAUCGAGCGGAGCUUCAAGCCAUCAUCCAUGCUCUAGAAAAUACGAGCGGCGACGUUAUUAUCCGUGCAGAUAGCAAGUACUCCAUCCAGGCUUUAACUGUAUGGAACCAAAAGUGGAAAAAAACAAAUUAUAUGACUAGUUCUUCUACACCAGUGAAGAAUGUUGACUUAAUUACUCGGGCUACGCAUCUUAUGGAAGACAGGAAUGUUAAGUUAGAGUAUGUAGAAGGCCAUAGCAGUGACUAUGGAAAUCAGCAGGCUGAUCUUCUAGCUCGAAGGGCUGCUGCUUUAUGA